AUCGUUUGAACAUAACCAAAUUGGGCACAUGUCAGAAAUGUUAGAAAUGUAAACAGUUGACAAUACGUUACAAUCAUGGAUAUAAUAAUUGAUACGACAGGUGAUGCAGAGUUAGCGACAAGGAAUAACUUGGUAGAAAGUGACGAAGAUGAUUUGGACUUUGAAAAUCCUGGGACACAGUCGUCGAUAUUCUUUAAUAUCGAAGAGGAUUUAAUUCAGAAUAAUGCUCCAACGAAAAAAAAGUGCCGUGACGUAACUAAAGAUAUCGAUCUCGAGGAAUUUGAAAAUGAUAUGGGGUGGGCAGGUCCAAAAAAAAAGCAUCACAAAACAUCAGCUUCGGUAGCACUUUUGACAAAAGACAUAACAGCAGUAGAUAAACUACUCAAGAAAAGCGUAGUACAACCUGGUUUUGAACAACUCGAUGCUGUACCUCCCUAUGAGGUCUCUAAAAGGCAAUUGCAAAUUAAGAGACGUAAAGAACGUGCUGAAACCAAGGGCAAGGCUUGGUUCAAUAUGCGUCCCCCUGAGAUGACACCUGAGGUUAAACAUGAUCUUGAAGUUCUUCAAAUGAGAUCUGCAUUAGAUCCAAAACAUUUCUACAAAAAGAAUGAUCUCAAGGUUAUACCCAAGUACUUUCAAAUUGGUAAAGUGGUUGAUUCACCUUUGGAUUAUUAUUCAGGCCGUCUUACAAAGAAAGAACGCAAGAACACAAUUGUGGAUGAACUCAUGGCUGAUGCUGAGUUUUCUAAAUAUAAUAAACGCAAAUAUAAAGAGAUUAUUGAGGAAAAGAAGAAAUUGCAUUAUAAAGCUCAUAAACAUGCAAAGAGGCUCAAAGGAAAGAAAAAAUAACGUGUUU
Messenger RNA from Dufourea novaeangliae, 856 nucleotides. Its product is annotated as deoxynucleotidyltransferase terminal-interacting protein 2. The transcript is spliced from 2 exons. Gene Ontology annotation, molecular function: RNA binding. Lineage: Eukaryota; Metazoa; Arthropoda; Insecta; Hymenoptera; Halictidae. Gene Ontology annotation, biological process: RNA processing. The coding region runs from base 76 to 849 and encodes 257 amino acids. Gene Ontology annotation, cellular component: nucleolus. The record is from RefSeq and is a predicted model, not a curated record.